This is a messenger RNA of Pantherophis guttatus, 2916 nucleotides long. It is a transcript of the gene HIRIP3, whose product is annotated as HIRA interacting protein 3. Lineage: Eukaryota; Metazoa; Chordata; Lepidosauria; Squamata; Colubridae. The record is from RefSeq and is a predicted model, not a curated record. Gene Ontology annotation, cellular component: nucleus.
GCACCGUUGGGACUACAAUUGCUAUGAGACGUUGAGGAGGGGAGGGCUACGUUGGCCGGGAGGUGCCAUUUGGCGGGAAAGGAUGGCAGGAGGCGCUGCUGGGCAGCAGCAAAAGAUGCGGGAUUUUGUCUCCAGGCUUUUCCAGGGAAGCCCCGAUCUCAGCAUCCUCACUCAUGCCAUCAUUCGGAAGAAGUAUCUUGACCAUGUUGGGCUGGAGAAUCUAUCCAAACAGGAGAAGGAGCAGCUCAAACAACUGGUAGAGGAAGAACUGGUCCAGAUGAAGGUUGAUCAACUCCCAAGCAAUGUAGAAUUAAGGACUGAAACCCAGGAUUCCUUCAAAUCUGGAGACCGCAAAAGACCUCUUCAUAUCUCCCAUAGUUUGGAGGAUGAGAUUAAAAAUGAACAGGGGCAGAAAAGGCAAAAGAUUGAAAAGAAGUUAGAAGUCAGUUCUGAUGAAAAGGAUUCUGGGAUUGAUUCCAAGAAGAGGCCACGCCACGGGAGUCCAAAACUUCUCAGGAUGUUCUCGGAUUCUUCUGACCAAGAAGACUCCGGAGCUGGAAAUCACAGUGCUGAGUCUGAAAGCAAUGAGGAAACUACAAAGAGCAAAAGAAAAUCAUCCCUUCAGGAAGCAAGAGGGCGAAGCAGGAAAUCAACCAAGGGCCAGGGGAUCAGGGGCUCGCAGAAAAGGGAGGUGAGUGAAUCUGAGGAGACCACCACAGAUACGGGACAGAGUGACCUUGAAGAAGAGGUCAAAGAACACAGGAAGGUCACCAAAGGGAACAGCUUGAAGCAAAGAGACUUCAAGAAAAAGGUGAACAAAGGGUUUAAAGCUACUGAUCCCAAAAGCAAAGCAAAAAACAGGAUGAUGAAUAAGCAAAGAGAGGAAAGGAGCCUAUCAGAGGGAGGAACUGAUCUGUCAGCGGUAGAAGAAAUCUCUGAAAAGAAAAGAGAAUGGAGUGAGAGUGAGAGUGAAGAGAAGAAGUCAUUCAGUACUAAUAAAGCACAGCAGAGGAUGGGGCCUGGAACCCAGAAGGGUUCGAAGGGGGAUGAGAGUGAGGAUGCCUCAGGAAGUGGUCUUGAUCAAAAAUGUAAUUUGCAGAAGAAGAUGGCAGACAGCCAAUGCAGGAGGAAGGGUAGAGUUAUAGAUGAUUCGGGGAGCAGUUCUGAGGAUUCUGCAGGUCAAAGUCCAAUGAGGAAAGAGGGAGCAAAGAGGGCCAGGGGAGAAAGAGGGAGCCAGCAGACUGGAAAUCACUACAAACCCAAGAGACAGCCUAAAGAGAGAGGGGGGAGGAAGAAGUUGCAGAGGGAAGACCUGGGCAGGAAGAAACCGGAGGAAGUGAAGAAGAUGACGCAAAGGAUUCAGGAGACCACCAGUGAAGAACCUGAAAGUGAGUCAGGGGAGCAUAAGAGUGCAGAAGCAGAGAAGAAGUGUGUGCAGGAUCCCACUAGCAGUGAAGGGGAACCGCAAAGCGAGACGAAUCAAGACCAGCCUAGGAAAGCGGCUCUAAUAAGUCACCCGUCAGAAAGUGAGUCAGAUGAAAGCGAGGAUGGAGAUCCGAGGGCACUGGGAAAGGAGAGCAAGCAUGUCUCUGGGUCUGACUCAAGUCAAGGGGAGGAAAAGUUGAAGAAGAGAGCAGCUCAGAAGUCACAGAGAAAGAGCAUCGGUAAAGAAAUCUCCGUGCUUGGUUCUGAGGAUCUGGGAAGUGAGUUUAAGGGAAAGAAAAAAUUCCAAAACCAGCAGCAGAGAAGAACGAAAAAGCUCCAAAGGAGGAGUGCUACCAAGGAGAAACAAGAGGAGGAAUCCAGCCAGGAAGAGGACUCCAGCUCAGAAGAGGACGAGCCCACCACUUCUCAGCAGCACCAUCUUGGAAAGGAUAAGAAGCAUCAUUCUGGAAAGAAAGAGGAACAUCCCUCCGUCCAACGUCUGAAACGCUAUAUCCGGGAAUGUGGUGUGCGUCGGAAUUACAUAAAGCUCCUGGCAGGUUGCCACUCCCGCAAAGCUCAGAUAGUGGUUCUCAAAGAAGAGCUGGAAAGUCUUGGCAUAAAAGGAACUCCAUCUCUAGCCAAGUGCAAAGCACUAAAGCAGAAGCGGGAAGAGGCAGCCGAAGUGGCUUCUCUUGAUAUCAACAAUAUUAUUGCUACAGAAGGCCGUCCAAAGCGUCGCAAAGUCUGGAGCCUUUACAAUAAGCCCCAGGAGUCACCCAGUUCGCCAGAGGAGCCGAUCGUUCGCCGUCACACGACAGACUGGUCCCAACUUCGAGGAGUGAUCAGUUCAGACGGGGAAAGCGGUUGACUGAGGUGGAGGAGAGGCCGGCAUUUAUUGAUUUCAUUGAUCUUCUUUGGGGAGGAAAAAGGGGUUUAGUUAAUCAAACAGCGACGAGGGAACAUCUUCUAUGCUUAAUCUUUUUUUCCCCUUCUUCUGCUCAGAAUGCAAAGAAAAUAAAUUCCUGAUACAUUAUCCUUAUUUUUUAUUAUUAUUAUUGCAUUUUCCCUGGGCAAAGGAACAGAAGUACCUCAGUUGAAAGCAAAUUUUCUGAAAAUGGACACAGAAGGAAAUCCGUUUUUUUUUUUUUUUUUUUCCCUUUUAACAAGUUUUGUCAACGUUGCCAUUACAUCAUUUUUGAACUGUCUACAUUGUGACCGCUUUCCUCAAGCAUAGACUUUCCUCAGUGGGAAUAUAAAAAGCUGUGGUUUGAAUUGGGACUCGUUUCAUUUUCAUUCCAUGUAAAAAUGUAGAGUAUCACUUCCUUAAUACAUUUAUGAGGCAUUCCUCCCGUUUUCUGAAUCUUUUUCUGGGCUAGAUUUCAUGUGCCCAUUGUUAUGGGAUCUGAGUGACUAUCUCUGAACAUGUGACUUUUUUAACAUUUUAUGAAAACAAAGGUAUAUUUGUUAAAUAAAAUAUGUUUUGGACUUUAA